GUGUUCUUCCCCUCCCCUUCUCUGCUCACACCUUCUUCGUUGCUUCAUUCUCUCUUUCUCUUCUAAUUCUCCAUCUGGGUUGCUCUGAUUUUCUCGGAAAAUUGAGUUUUUCCGAGAAAGUUCACAUUUUUACUGCUAAAUCGCGAGUUUCCCAAUUGGUUGCCUCCAUCAAAAUUCCAAGGGUGCUGGGGUUGGUGUGUCUGUGAAGCUUUGGGUGUUUGCAGGACUGAGUCUGAUUUUUCUUCAAUGGAGAUGCAGGUUUCAAUUGUCUUACGUUCAGUCUUCUGGAGACUUUUCUCCUCAUUUGAUAGGAAAAAGAGAAUUUGAACUGACUUUAUUUCUUAAAAGGAACUGAAAUAUAUUCUAGUGAGCAUCAUUUUCUUUCAUUAUGAAAUUAUCCAUUUCUUUUUCUUUUAUUUCCAUUUCUUUAUUGGUGGGAAAUUAUCAAUUCAUCUCCUACGAUUGAAUGUAGGACCAAAUAGAAGGCACACGAUCAACCAUAUUUGGCACGGCUAGUAACUGCCUCUCAAAUGGGGGCAAACAAUCUGAAAAUGUUGCCCGUAUACCUUCUGUUGGAAACAGCCAUACUCCCAAGGUGAGGAAACCAUACACCAUUACUAAACAAAGGGAAAAGUGGACAGAGGAAGAGCAUCAAAAGUUCCUUGAAGCUUUGAAAUUAUAUGGUCGCGGCUGGCGUCAAAUUGAAGGUAUAAACUCUGCCCUGAUUUAUUAAUCUGAAGAAAAUGAUUUUUCAUUUGUCUUCAAGUCAGAUGAGGCCAUUUUCUCUUCCUGCAGAGCAUAUAGGUACCAAAACUGCAGUUCAGAUUCGAAGUCAUGCUCAAAAGUUUUUCUCUAAGGUUGUGAGAGAAUCUGAGGGCAGUGCUGAGAGUUCUAUACAGCCAAUUAACAUACCUCCUCCUCGGCCUAAGAGGAAACCCCUCCAUCCAUAUCCCCGUAAAUCAGUUGACUCUUUCAAAGGUCACACUGUACCAAAUGAAACAGAAAUAUUUCCAUCGACAAACAUGUUAGUUGCAGAGAAAGACACCCGGUCUCCAACCUCUGUGCUAUCUACAGUUGGUUCAGAAGCAUUUGGGUCUGCAUUUUCAGAGCAGACUACCAGAUGUCUUUCACCAAACUCUUGCACCACUGAUAUUCACUCAGUCAGCUUAUCACCUGUUGAAAAGGAAAAUGAUUGCAUGACAUCUGAACCAUCUGAGGAGGAAGAGAAAGGGCCGCUGGCUUCAGUUCCUUUAUCCACCAUUUCUAACCCAAACAUAUGCAUGAAGUCCGAGUUUAGUUCCAAGGAGUCUGAAUGUUGCAAAGAUGCUACUGCCAAUAUGCCACACAUCACUAGUAUUAAGCUUUUUGGAAGAACAGUCUCUAUGGUAGGUAAUCAGAAGCCACUGAACAUAGAUGAUGAGAAUGGUGAGCCAAUAAAGUCUGAUGAAGUAGAUGAUGUUGAGAAUGAAAAGCUUGGCCAAUCAGCUGAAUCCGAGCAAGUAGAAACAAAAUUAUCACUAGGUUCGUGUGGUGGUGACUGGCACAUAACAGCUGAUGCUGAUGGAGCUAAUUUGACCAACAUAGAGCCCCCAAAGGAGAAUCUAUGCCUGAGUGAAUGUGCACUUGAUGCGUCUUUUCCAAGGUGGAGUUUGUACCAAGGCCUUCCAGCUUUCUACCUCGGACCAUGCAAUCAGGUCCUAAAUCCCAUGUCUCUUCAGCCUUCUUUGAAAGCAAGAACAAGAGAGGAGAGUUCUUGCACUGGUUCUAAUACUGAAUCAGUUUGUGACAUGGAAAAUCAAGGCAAGAACUCAGAUGCUGUUGAUUUCGAGUGUCAUAAAUAUCAUGAGGGGGGAGGGGCACCCCAGAAGUGUGCGAGGGGUUUUGUACCAUACAAAAGAUGUUUAGCUAAAAGAGAUGGAAAUUCUUUAAUUGUUGCCAUGGAAGAAAGGGAGGGGCAAAGAGCUCGUGUAUGCUCAUAGCCUUCCUUCCAUUUUUAGAUGAUUCAUGCUGUUAAUCUGAAAAAGGAAAAACUGUGGUAAAUAAGGAACUGAUUUAGGUAGCUGUGAUCUAAUUGUCUAAUUGGCAAGCAUCUGAUUUCUAUUCUUUUUUCCAAUACCUCCACCUGAUUUUCUUCCUUCUUUCAUGUGAAAACACUUCCAUGUCCAAUAAUUCAAGCAGGGGCUAGUGGCACUGUUCUGGCUUGUAUCAUUUAAUAGUUACUACAACCAAAUAGAGACAUAUACCAUCAGUAUAUUGUUACUGUUUUAUUUCUACUUUUGGCAUGUCUUUUUAAUUGCAUGAUUGCAUCAGUGAUAGGGGUGUACCAAGGAAGUGUGGACAAGCGCAGUAUGUUCAUCAAAGAUUUGUUGUUGUCAUAACAAUUGUCUUUGAAAUGAAACUGACAUGACAAUUUAUUAAUUUCAAUGUCGUGUGCUGUAAUCACACUAGCAUUUUGUACAUCUGGAUUUUCUUUCUGUAUUAAUUUUUUUUUUUGAGUAUAAACAUUGUUUCUUCAUUAUCAGAUUUACUGUAUU
This is a messenger RNA of Abrus precatorius (Indian licorice), 2534 nucleotides long. Its product is annotated as protein REVEILLE 7-like. The transcript has 6 exons. The coding region runs from base 744 to 1979 and encodes 411 amino acids. NCBI's taxonomy places the organism in Eukaryota, Viridiplantae, Streptophyta, Magnoliopsida, Fabales, Fabaceae. Gene Ontology annotation, molecular function: DNA binding. The record is from RefSeq and is a predicted model, not a curated record.